AAGAGCCAAUCGGAAUCCCAUUGAAACACAACAAACAGGCACAUCAGCUGAUUACUGGCGCCGAAACAAGCUGUGAUGAUUUACUGUAGUGUAACAAAGUAGCCGUGAAAAAACUUAACAAUGACAGCUUUACCGACCGGCUAGUAAAUGUUAGAUACUCGCACUGCAGGAGGGGGUUUCUUUGGUGUGAGUGGCGGUUGUAUCAAGUUUUGACAGCACGAACAUAUGGAAGCUAAAGGAGAAGCGUAAGCGGGGUAGUAACGUGUAGUAUGUACUCAUAAACAUUACGGUACAUACUGCCUGUUGUAGAAAGCUGGAACCUCAAGGAAACAGCUUAAACUAAUAGAAGACGAUAUUAAGCCACUACAGAAGCCACUGUACACUAAGCCACAUACAGAAUGGACUCUAUGCUCGAGUCAAGACCACUGCUGGGACCACAGGAAAGCGGUCCGAUCGAAGGGAAGUCGGAGCAAGACAGUUAUUUAGAUAAGGUGAAGAACAGGAAACUGUACUUGGCUACAUUUGCAGCAGUCCUGGGCCCCCUGAGCUUUGGAUUUGUCCUGGGAUACAGUUCUCCAGCCAUUCCGGAGCUACGCAGGAUCAGCAACCCGCGACUGCAGCUGGACGCCGAGGAGGCCUCUUGGUUUGGUUCUGUGGUGACGGUGGGUGCCGCGUUCGGAGGGGUGCUAGGCGGCUGGGUAGUGGACAAGAUCGGCCGAAAGCUCAGCCUUAUGUUCUGCUCCCUGCCCUUCAUCUUUGGCUUCACCAUCAUCAUCGCUGCCCAGAAUGUCUGGAUGCUGUACCUUGGACGCGUUCUCACUGGACUGGCCAGCGGCAUGACCUCUCUUGCAGCACCUGUAUGUACCCUCUGUGUACGCUGUAUGUACCCUCUGUGUACGCUGUAUGUACCCUCUGUGUACGCUGUAUGUACCCUCUGUGUACGCUGUCUUAUGCUGCAUUCCAUUUACCUCGGAGGUCGGAACUCGAAAUGGGAAUGAUGUCACACAUGAGUUAACAGCGUUCCAGUACAGCAAGUCGGAAAGCCAUGUAGCAGAACCUGGGACCUGUAUCAAAAAGCAUGACGUCUUGCUUAGCCAGACGACUUGUUGGAUUUAAGCAGAGGCGGACAUUUCAGGUCCAGAUAGGAAAAAUACAGACCA
This is a messenger RNA of Paramormyrops kingsleyae, 1160 nucleotides long. NCBI's taxonomy places the organism in Eukaryota, Metazoa, Chordata, Actinopteri, Osteoglossiformes, Mormyridae. The record is from RefSeq and is a predicted model, not a curated record.